Molecule: messenger RNA, 1275 nt
Organism: Passer domesticus (house sparrow)
Lineage: Eukaryota; Metazoa; Chordata; Aves; Passeriformes; Passeridae
Product: serine/arginine repetitive matrix protein 1-like
Exons: 1
Coding region: 1-1275 (424 amino acids)
Source: RefSeq, a predicted model, not a curated record
AUGCCCCUUUGCCCAUUCCUGACACCCCCGACCCGCCCACACCGGCUCCCUGAACCCCCAGGUUUCGCCAGGCGAAACCCGGUGCUUCUCCCUCCCACGGGAUCGGCGUCUCCCUUCCCUUACGCGGCGCUGGGAUCCAGCCUGGAAAAGGUCCGGCGCGAGCCCCUCCGUCGGCGAGCGAUUUUCGCUGGAUCCCUUCCCCGCUGCCGGAGAGGCGCGCGGCGGAGGCCGGAGCGAGCCGGGCAGGGAUCCCGCCUCCCAGCAAACCCCGGGAGGCUCAGAGGCGGAGGGAGGCACCGGCGGGCGGGCGGCCGCGGCCCGAGCGAGCCCGGGCGGGAUUCGGCGAGCUGCCCUUGGUCCCGGCGUCCAAGGUCAUUUCAGUCCCGCGUGUCGGAGCUGGAGCGGAGCCACCCCGGGAUGCUGGAGAGGAGCGGCCGGAGCCGAGCGGCGCUGGCGGGAGAGAACGAGGCGCGACGUCAAGGCCGGAGGGAGCGCCGCGGGUCCGUCCCGCGGUGCCCCGGGUGUUCCCCGCCCCGGGAAGCGGGGGGUCACGGCCGGGACAGAGCCGAGACCCGGGUCCCGCGGUGUCCGCAGCGCCGGGGGCGCUGGGUCUCGCCUCAGCGGGAGCCGCUCGGAGCGGGGCCCCGCGGCACGGAGGGAGCACGCAGGGGGGCGGCCCUCGUGCUGCGGGGCUGUGAGGGGCACGGCGGGGCUGCGGGGCUCGGCCACCGCCGGGGCAGCCCUGCCGCCGAUCCCAUCCCCGCCGGCGCUCGGAGCCCCUCAGGCGAAGCCGGCGGGUCGCCGGCGGGCAGCGGCGGGACUUCUCCCCGGCCCGGCCCGUCCCUUCAGGGAAUGAGGGGGUGCCGGUGUUUCCGCGCUCCCCUCAGCGCGGCGCCGCCGGCCGGGACAGGCCGAGGGCCAACACCGGCUCGGCGGCGGCGGCGGGAGGGACGCGGCCCCGGCCCCCUCCGGCCCCGAAGCCCUCCCCGGUCCCAGCCCCCUCAGCCCCGGGUCCCCCCCGCUCCCGGCGCCCCCCGAGCCCCCCGCUACCUGCGCGCGGCCCCGCGCGCCGCCGUCAUGCCCCGCGCGCCCCGGCCUCCUCGCGCCGCCACGGCGCCCGCCCAUUGGCCGCCCGUCGCCUUCCACCCCGCCCAUUGGCCGCACACUGCCGAGCCCCGCCCCUUUCCUGCCGCCCAUUGGCUCCCAGCGCCCAGUCCCGCCCCCGCCACGCUGAGUGCCACAUCCCGCCCCCGCAGGCCCCGCCCACCGCCGUGA